Messenger RNA from Theileria equi strain WA, 1632 nucleotides. RefSeq lists its product as hypothetical. The transcript has a single exon. NCBI's taxonomy places the organism in Eukaryota, Apicomplexa, Aconoidasida, Piroplasmida, Theileriidae. Bases 1 to 1632 code for a protein of 543 amino acids. The record is from RefSeq and is a predicted model, not a curated record.
AUGAGCGGUGGAGUAACAAUUAAGCUUGGUGUGAAGCCAAAAGGUGAUGGUACUAAGGAUAUACAAGUUACUACUCAUGACUAUAAGGAUAACGGAAAAGAAAUUAUUGUCACAAGAACCACGGACCCUCCUAACUUCUACAGGUAUACUCAUACUCUGCAGAAUGGAGGAGGACAAUUCAUACUAAAGGAAGUUAAAGAUGAUAAGAAUAGCCCUAUAGUUAUACCUAAAGAAUCCGAUAAAAAGGUGACAUCGGUUUCUGCUUAUUAUUGGAAGCAUGACAAUGGUACUAAUCCACCUACUAAGGUUAUCCUAGUUGAAGUGGCCACUACUGGACAAGAUGGAACGAAAUAUUAUAAGAAUAGCGAUGGUGAUAAGUGGGUUGAAAAACAUAAUCUCUCAACAAAUGGUGAGCAACUUGACAUGGUAUUAGAUCAACAGAACUGUUACAACAAUAAUGCAGUCACCCUAGAUCUUACCAAAGAUGCAUAUGGGAUAGAUGGACAACAGCCUUGUUGCAAUGAUCAUAAAGGUACUGAUUCCAAGAUCUCUGUGAAUGAAAUACCAGUUAAUCAUAAUCAUGCACAUCAUGACCACCAACAUGUGGGCUCAGAGAAUCUUACAGUCAAAAAAUACUCCAUUAUUGGCGAAAAAUUGGCAGCCAUCAAACUUCCUGGUGAAAAAACCAGGAGGAGCAUAACUUUAGGUGGACAAUCAUUUCCUAUGGAUAGCGUAGAAAGUGUGUAUGCAUUAUAUUCUGGUGACAACCAGGAACCCGUCUUGAUUUAUCUUAGCAAGAAAGGUGAUGAUCAAAAUUCUGGAUGGUAUAAGAAUCCCUCCAGUAAUGGUUCUAAAUGGGAAAAGGCCGAUGGGCUCGAUGGUGUAACACCUGAUAAUAUUACCGAAUGCAAAAAUUGGAAUUCUCUUGUUGGUGAACUAAGAGACCGUGGUGCUAACUUGGAAGACUGUCAAGAGACUAUUCAACAACUACGAGAAACACGAGCAGGACUACGUGCUGGAUCUAAACGUACUGAUAAAGAAGAGGAGGAGGAAGAGAAAAAGAAGGGAGAUCAAGGUACUCUUGGAUCUAAGGGAGGUAAAGGUAAUGCUGGUUCUCCUGGUGAAGAGGAUGAAUCUGACAAAGAAGAUGAGGAUCUCCCUGAAGUUGGUACUCUAAAAGUGGAAAGUCCGGUAGAAUCCAAUGAUGAGCUUAACUUUGCUAGCCUUGGAUGUCCAUUGGGAGGAUCCUCAGGUUCAGAAGUUCCUGUGGAGAAUCCCAAACUUGUCGCUGAGGAUGUGGAACCUCAAGAUGAUAAAGAUUUACUAGAGGCUCCUGCAGAAGAACCUGAGAAUCUACCAGAAGCUACUGUAUUGGAACCUGAGGAGGACGCUGAAACUCAAGGAGAGAGGAUAACUGCUAAUGGAUCUCCGGACGAAAAUGAUGGCAUACUAUCUGUUGUAGAUAUGGAUGAUUUAGAUUCUGUAGCCUCUGAAGAUGCUGAUCUUCCUAAACCUAAAGCUGUUGCUGAUCCUGAUUCUGCUAGUACACUUGACGAAAAUAGUGAAACUAAUGCUCUUAUUUCUGGUAGAGAAGCCGCUAGUGAGAGUAAAAGUGUGUGGGUAAGCAAGUAG